AUGAUAUUUUAUAAAGAUCCAUCAGUAAAGUAUAAACCAUUUGAAAAUAAAGUAAAAUUAUCCCAAAGAGAUUGGCCUAGUAAAACAAUAACGAAAGCCCCUAGAUGGUUAGCUACUGAUUUAAGGGAUGGCAAUCAAUCAUUACCAGAUCCAAUGACUUUCGAAGAAAAAAAAAUCAUGUUGAAAAAAUUGAUUGAUAUUGGGUAUAAAGAAAUUGAAGUUGCAUUUCCAAGCGCUUCCGAAGUGGACUUUGCAUUUACUCAGUAUGCGGUGCAAAAUGUUCCUAGAGACGUAGCUAUUCAAGUUUUGGCACCCUGCAGAGAAGAAUUAAUUACUAAAACCAUUACUGCCUUGAAGGGAUGUCACAAAGCUAUUGUCCAUAUCUAUUUAGCCACUUCUGCAUGUUUUAGACAUGUUAUCUUUAAUGAUAUGACCAAAGCUGAAAGUAUUGCAAAGGCUGUCAAGUGUACAACCUUAGUUAAGAAUUUAACUAAAAAAUUUGGUAACGAUAACUGGGCUUUAGAAUUUUCUCCAGAAACGUUUAGUGAUACUGAUCCUGAAUUCGUUGUUCAAAUAUGUAAUGCAGUGCAAGAAGCUUGGGGCACUGACACUUCAUCCCAACCACUUAUUUUUAAUUUACCAGCUACAGUGGAAAUGUCCACUCCAAAUAUUUAUGCAGAUCAAGUUGAAUAUUUCCAUAAAACUAUUAAGAAUAGGGAAAAUAUAUGUAUCUCUCUACAUCCGCAUAAUGACCGCGGCUGUGCCGUCGCCGCAUGCGAAUUAGCUCAAAUGGCCGGCGCUGAUCGUGUUGAAGGCUGCUUAUUUGGUAAUGGUGAGCGCACUGGUAAUGUUGAUUUGGUUACAUUGGCAUUAAAUUUGUAUACACAAGGCAUUAUGCCCAAUUUAGAUUUCAGUGACAUAAAUUCUAUUAUUGAUGUCGUGGAACGUUGCAAUAAAAUACCUAUCCAUGCUAGACAUCCCUAUGGUGGUCAGCUAGUUGUCUGUGCAUUUAGCGGGUCCCAUCAAGAUGCUAUUAAAAAGGGCUUCGCUUUGUAUGAAAAGGAAAAAGAAAAAACAGAUAGUAGCGUUGUUCCUUGGAAAAUGCCUUAUUUACCCUUAGAUCCCCAAGAUAUAGGAAGAACCUAUGAAGCUAUUAUUAGGGUUAAUUCCCAAUCUGGUAAAGGUGGUAGUUCUUGGGUCAUCUUAAAAAACUUGGAAUUAGAUUUACCAAGAAAAUUACAAGUACAUUUCUCUACAAAGGUUCAAAAAGAAACUGAAUUGAAAGCCAGGGAAUUAAAAUCAAAUGAGUUGAUUGAGUUAUUUAUGAACACCUAUUUUGUUGAACAGAAAAAAUGUAAUUAUAAGUUGGUUGACUACAAUAUUAAAAGAAACAAUACUCAAAAUAAGACAGAUUUGGAAAUUAAAUUAGAGAUCCAUGGUUGUGUAAAAUCGCUAAAAGGUAGCGGCAAUGGUCCGAUUAGUUCAUUUAUUAAUGCAAUCAACGAGGAAUUCGGAACUAACCUAGAUGUACAUGAUUAUAGCGAACACUCUUUAGGAAAAAAUUCAAAGUCACGGGCGGUCAGUUACAUUUCCAUGGUGAAUCAUAAAAAGGAAUCAAAUGAUGCCAGUGUUCCUAGUAACAUUGAAUGGGGCGUUGGAAUUCAUGAAAGUGUUACAGCUGCCUCAUUUUGGUCAGUUAUAUCUUGUUUAAAUUCAUUGGAACGGGAUCAUGCAAUUUGA
Molecule: messenger RNA, 1740 nt
Organism: Saccharomycodes ludwigii
Lineage: Eukaryota; Fungi; Ascomycota; Saccharomycetes; Saccharomycodales; Saccharomycodaceae
Exons: 1
Coding region: 1-1740 (579 amino acids)
Biological process (GO): L-leucine biosynthetic process
Cellular component (GO): mitochondrion
Molecular function (GO): 2-isopropylmalate synthase activity
Source: RefSeq, a predicted model, not a curated record